Messenger RNA from Indicator indicator, 804 nucleotides. Its product is annotated as mast cell protease 1A-like. The coding region runs from base 1 to 804 and encodes 267 amino acids. Lineage: Eukaryota; Metazoa; Chordata; Aves; Piciformes; Indicatoridae. Gene Ontology annotation, biological process: proteolysis. The transcript is spliced from 5 exons. Gene Ontology annotation, molecular function: serine-type endopeptidase activity. Gene Ontology annotation, cellular component: intracellular membrane-bounded organelle; cytoplasm. The record is from RefSeq and is a predicted model, not a curated record.
AUGCUGCUUCUGCUCAUAAGUGCUUUUGUCCUUCUCCCAUGGGCUGGGGCAGGAAGGAUCACUGGUGGAUGGGAAGUUAAGCCCCACUCCAGGCCCUACAUGGCCUAUGUAUCAAUUACAAGUGAUUUAGAUGGAUGUAAUCCAGAGACAUUUCCGUGUGGAGGCUUCUUGAUCCACCCACAUGCAGUGCUCUCAGCAGCUCACUGUGUGGCUGGAAAAAGGAAAGUGACUAUCAGAGUGACCCUGGGAGCCCACAACAUAAAAAAGGAAGAACCAAGUUGGCAGGUGUUCCACAUUGACCACUGGGUCAUCCAUCCCAAUUAUUCAGACACUAACUACAAAAAUGACAUCAUGCUGCUGAAGCUGAAGCCAAAAGCAAAUCUGACUAAGGAAGUCAAGACCAUCUCCCUUGCCAGUCAAAAUGAUUAUGUGAAACCAGGAAGGACAUGCCAAGUAGCUGGCUGGGGCAAGACAUCACUAAAUGAAGGCCUAAGUAGUGUUCUGAGAGAAGUGGACCUGAAGGUGCAGAGAGAAGAAGAGUGUGUGGAGACUUUCAAGAUGAAGUACAUACAGCAGUCUAUGGUCUGUGCUGGUGAUAAGGAUGGCAAAAAAUCUACUUUCCGUGGUGAUUCUGGUGGCCCCUUGGUCUGCAAAGGGAAGGCUCAUGGCAUCGUUUCUUAUGGACGCAGAAAUCACUUCUUCCCUAAAGUAUUUACCAGAGUGUCCUAUUUUGAGCCCUGGAUAUGUAAAGAGCUGAGGAAGUUUCUGCUUCAAGACCUGCCUGAGUGUUCCUCUUCUGACUAA